Arabis nemorensis is the source of this 279-nucleotide messenger RNA. The record is from the annotation of a GenBank genome assembly. Lineage: Eukaryota; Viridiplantae; Streptophyta; Magnoliopsida; Brassicales; Brassicaceae.
AUGGUGUUCUUCGUAGUGGAGUCUCCUUUAAGCUUCAUCUAUUUUGGGCGUUUUCGAUCCGGUAGGUUGAGGCUUCAAGCAGCGGCGAUUUCGACCUUCUCCGGUUGGGGUUGGGUUCAACGGCGAUUCAAGGUCUUGGUAACAUGCUUAUCCUGGAUUUGUUGGUUCGAUAUUGUUCUCCUAGCUGGGUCUUGGCGAGUAGGAGUAGUUGGGUCUUGGUCCUGCGGUUGCUUGGAAUCAGUCUGGGCUUUGUGUAGUGUAGUGUUUUCUGUGGAUUGA